Musa acuminata subsp. malaccensis (wild Malaysian banana) is the source of this 737-nucleotide messenger RNA. RefSeq names its product large ribosomal subunit protein eL18y. The record is from RefSeq and is a predicted model, not a curated record. Gene Ontology annotation, molecular function: structural constituent of ribosome; RNA binding. NCBI's taxonomy places the organism in Eukaryota, Viridiplantae, Streptophyta, Magnoliopsida, Zingiberales, Musaceae. Gene Ontology annotation, biological process: translation. Gene Ontology annotation, cellular component: cytosolic large ribosomal subunit; ribosome.
CCGCAACAACCACAUAAAUAUCAUGAACGGAAGCUUUUUGUAGGCAGCCUUCCGGAAACCCUAGAAACUACGCCGUCAUGGGUAUCGAUAUCGUCGCCGGAGGCCGGAGCAAGAAGGCGAGGCGCACGGCGCCAAGGUCGGACGAUGUUUACCUCAAGCUCCUCGUCAAGCUCUACAGGUUUUUGGUGCGAAGGACGGGUAGCAAGUUCAAUGCGGUGAUUCUAAAAAGGCUCUUCAUGAGCAAGAUCAACCGGCCUCCGAUAUCCCUCAAAAGGCUAAUUACUUUUAUGAAUGGAAAGGAUGACAAAAUUGCAGUCAUCGUGGGAACGGUGACUGAUGACAAGAGGGUUUACGAAGUGCCAGCAAUGAAGGUCACGGCUCUGAGGUUCACGGAGACAGCAAGAGCCAGGAUUCUGAAGGCAGGUGGGGAGUGCCUGACGUUUGAUCAGCUUGCCCUCCGUGCACCUCUUGGACAGAACACUGUACUCCUGAGGGGUCCAAAGAAUGCUAGGGAAGCUGUGAAGCACUUUGGUAAGGCACCUGGAGUUCCACAUAGCCACACCAAGCCUUAUGUCCGAUCCAAGGGAAGGAAGUUUGAACGGGCUCGCGGAAGGAGGAAGAGUAGGGGUUUCAGAGUUUGAUUUGGCCCUUAUUAUUGUUACGUAAAAAGUUUUGCACAACUCCUGCUGCAGUGAGAACUCUACUUUCCCAAAAAUUGUGGUGUUUUGUUUUCUUUU